Messenger RNA from Fusarium oxysporum Fo47, 2193 nucleotides. Its product is annotated as copper amine oxidase. Gene Ontology annotation, cellular component: plasma membrane. The transcript is spliced from 11 exons. Gene Ontology annotation, biological process: amine metabolic process. NCBI's taxonomy places the organism in Eukaryota, Fungi, Ascomycota, Sordariomycetes, Hypocreales, Nectriaceae. Gene Ontology annotation, molecular function: quinone binding; primary methylamine oxidase activity; copper ion binding. Bases 1 to 2193 code for a protein of 730 amino acids. The record is from RefSeq and is a predicted model, not a curated record.
AUGCGUUUCUCAAACUUCUUUGUCUCAGCUUCUCUGGGCCAUCUAGCUCUUGGCGCAGCCUUUUCCACUGGAAGGCUCGAGAGUCGGAAACAAGAUCCUGGAGCUGCUUGUUCCCUAGGCCAGACCACCGCGAGUGCUCCUCACAAGAACUUCUGGGGUAGUCUAACCACCCAGGAAACUAAGGAUGUGCUUGCUCUUCUGCAUAGCAAUGCGACAGGUUUCAACUUGACUGCUGCAGAGGAUGCGGGGAGCAUGUCAGUUGAGCUUAUGAUGCCCAACAAGACCGAUGUCCUCCCCUUCCUUUCAAACAGCACUGGUACCCCAGAGCGUUACGCCCUGGCUGCAAUCAUGUUUGGUGCUGUUGAAAGCGCUUAUGUUCAAGAGUUCAAGGUUGGCCCCUUGCCGAUCACCAACGCCUCGUAUGUUAUGCCGUACACCUACACCAACACAAGGGCGGGUGAUGGUAAAAUCUCAAUUGUCAACCCUGAUGCUGAGGAUUAUGGCAACUUCAAUCUCGAGAUCAUGAAGGGCGCAGAGGACGUGACGAAGCGACUCUGGAAUUUGACCGUCAAUGAUGGACUUCAGAUCCCCCUAGCUUUCGCAGCCCCUCUCACAGUGACACACGACAAGGUCAUCAUGUGGCAGGGCUUCAAUGCACCCGUCACCAGCAUCUAUGACACAAUCUCUCUGCUUCCGCUGGGUCUGUACUUAAGGACAGACAUCACAGGCCGUGAUCCCAGCAAGUGGAAAGUGACAGGUUGGGUGUACAACAACGAGUUUUACAAAGGCCUUGAUGACUUCCGCAAGGUCAUUGCCGAGCCUGAUUUUAAGCCCCUAGGAGCGAAUUUGGAUCAGCCUUGGGCGCACACAAACAAGCAUGGUGAUACUCUCCCUCUUGAUGAUGAAGCUCCACCGGCGUCUGUUCAGUCUGGAAAGGAGAGGUUUGCUGUUGAUGAGGAGGAGAGCUAUGUUACGUGGAUGGAUUUCUCGUUCUAUGUUAGUAUUACACGAGAUAAUGGCUUGCGACUUUACGACAUUCGAUACAAGGGCAAGAGGAUUAUGUAUGAGCUUGGACUUGAUGAGGCUAUCGCGCAUUAUGCACUACAGGCGAGACAACAUAUACCCAGAAAGACGGCCUCUCUAACAGAGCAAGGCAUGUUUGAGAUCGACAAGGGCUUCCCUAUCCAACGCCACUCCUGGGCCGGCCACACCACCGUGACAAAGAACAUCGCCUUCAACAUCCGUGCCAUCUACACCAUCGGAAACUACGACUACAUGACGACCUACCAGUUCCACCUCGAUGGUUCAAUUGAAGUCGACGUCAGAGCAUCAGGCUACAUCUCAUCAGCAUUCUACGUUGAAAACGAAGACUACGGUUUCAAGAUCCACGACAGUCUUUCUGGGUCUCUUCAUGAUCAUGUUAUCACGUUCAAGGCUGAUUUCGACAUCUUGGGUGAGAAGAACUCGUUGCAGAAGGUUACUAUUGAGCCUACGAUUGAGAAGUAUAAAUGGUCUGAUGGUCAGACGCGUAACACUAUGAAGGCAGUCAAGAGCUUCAUUGAGAAUGAAGAUGAUGGCAAAAUCAACUGGUCGCCUAAUGGUGGGGCGAUGUACGCUGUGGUUAACAAGGACGAGAAGAAUCCUUAUGGUGAAAACCCAGGAUACAGGAUCGUACCAGCGUCUGGCGUGGCAUAUCUCACUGUUCAGGAUUCCUCCGUCACCAAGAACGCAGCCCACCACACAACACAUCAUCUCUACGUUACUCGCCAGAAAGACAACGAAACAUACGCCGUGGGAGCGUACAACUCUCUCACCCCCGAAGACCCCCAGGUUGACUUUGACAAGUACUUCAACAGCGAGUCACUUGACCAGGAGGACAUUGUCGUUUGGUUCAACCUAGGAAUGCACCAUAUGCCUCACACAGGCGAUCUCCCCAAUACCGUCUUCUCGACAGCCCACUCGGCCAUGUUGAUCGAGCCGCUGAACUAUCUCCUUGGUGAUCCGUCGCAGGCUAGUUCGCAGCAGGUUCUCAUCAAGACCACGGAUGGGAAGCCUGAGAUUACGAGAUAUGGGGCUAAAGAGGCAACGUGCCCUAUUGAUCUGGCUCAGCUUAACCCGGAUCUGUCGAGCUAUUCCAACAGCGUCAGCGUUCUGAAGUAUCCCUUCGAUGGAUCAAAGCCGGAUCGUGCUUAG